ACCAUGUGCGGACCGUUCUGUAAAAUAAAAGAUGUUUUGUUAGACACAGUUUCAUUAAUUGAACAACAAACAUUACAUGGUACCAGGAGUGGUCAGAAGUUCAGAUAGUCGUUAUGGAAAGUGUAAAACCGCCUGACGCUGUCAACUGGACGGGAAAUAUUGACUGUGAGUGGCGAACGUUUAAGCAACGAUUUACACUGUAUUUGCAAGCAGUGGGGCUGGAUGAACAGUCGGAUGCAAGAAAGAUUGCUUUAUUGCUCACCGUCACGGGACCGCAAUCGAUCGAGGUAUUUAACACGCUGGUGUUUGAUCGAGCAGAAGAUAAAGGAAGCUUCGAGAAAGUGAUCGAGAAAUUUGAUUUACACUGCUCACCAAAAAAGAACGAGACAUUUGAGAGGUAUGUUUUUCGUUCACGUCUGCAACUUCAAGGAGAGACAUUUGAUAGUUUCUUAAUCGACCUCAAAUUGAAAGCAAGGACAUGUAACUUUGGAUUGCUACAUGAUUCAAUGGUCAGGGACCAAAUAGUGUUUGGAAUAAAUGACAAGAAAAUGAGGGAGAGAUUGUUGAGAGAAACUGAGCUGACAUUAACUGAUGCAGUACGGAUAUGUCAUGCCAGUGAAGUGGCGCAGCAACAUGCUAAAACAUUUAGUGAACAUACAAAGACUGCUGCACAUGAAAGUUCGUCAGUAGCUGCAGUGACAGAGAGAGCUCAGAAACAAAGCUCAUCAAAAUGGAAACAGCAAUAUGAAAAAGAAAUGUUCAAUUGUAAGAGAUGUGGCAAAAGACACAGACCAAAGCAGUGCCCAGCCUAUGGCAAAACCUGUGCUAAAUGUGGAGGGCAGAAUCACUUUGCAAAGCAGUGCUUGACAAAAAAACAUAGUCGAAGCGAACGAGUCCAUACAGUGGAAGAAACUGCUCUUAGUGACACAUUCUUUGUAGGCCUGGUAGAACAGGCUGAAGAAAACAGUCUUGUGAAGGAUAAGUGGACUGCAGCUGUAGAAAUAAAUGGAGCAACAAUAAUGCUGAAAUUAGACACAGGAGCCAAAGCCAAUCUGAUCUCUGAAAGAGAUAUAAGAAAAAUGAAAAGCAAGCCACAUAUUAAACCAAACACUGUGCAACUCAAAGCUUACAACGGACAGAGCAUAGAAACAAGAGGAACAUGCAAAAUCAAAGUAAAAGUGAAAAGUAAAGAACAACACCUUGUGUUCGUAGUCGUUCCAGAUGGACAUGAUUCAGUGUUGGGAGACAAGGCAUGUGAAGACUUAGGCCUAGUUAAAAGAGUAGACAACAUAAAAUAUGGCAAUACACAGAACAGCGUUGAUAAUAUAGUAAAACAGUUUCCGAACAUUUUUGAAGGGUUUGGAGCGCUUCCAUUCACCUAUAAGAUACAGCUCAAAGAGGAUGCAAAGCCAGUGGUCCAUGCUCCGAGACGGGUACCAGCCCCGCUAAGAGAUAAGUUAAAACAGGAACUGGAAAGGAUGACAGCCAUGGGAGUUAUAAAGAAAGUGGAACAGCCGACAGAAUGGGUGAACUCCAUGGUUUGUGUAAGAAAAGCAAACGGAGAAUUACGUGUGUGUAUGGAUCCAAAAGACCUAAACGCAAACAUUCAGAGAGAACAUUAUCAGAUUCCGACUCGGGAAGAAAUCAUCAGUGAGAUGGGAGGUGCAAAGUUCUUCACAAAGCUAGAUGCAUCUCAGGGCUUUUGGCAGGUAAAACUACAUGAAGAUAGCACACACUACUGCACAUUCAACACACCCUUUGGCAGAUACUCCUUCUUGAGGAUGCCCUUUGGGAUUUCUUCAGCACCUGAAGUGUUUCACAAAGCCAUGGAGCACAUAAUUGAAGGAAUACAAGGAGUUCGUGUCUAUGUGGAUGAUGUCAUAUUGUGGGGAUCCACAAUUGAACAGCACAAUGAAAGGCUCAUGGAAGUUUUGCAGCGAGUGCAGAAAUAUGGACUGAGGCUGAAUAAACAAAAAUGUCAGUUUGGAGUAAAGGAAGUCACGUUUCUAGGAGACAAGCUGACAGAAGGUGGCGUACAACCAGACAAAAGUAAAAUUCAAGCAAUACUCAAUAUGCCAAGACCUACAGACAAAAAGGCAGUGUUAAGAGUGAUGGGAAUGAUUAACUUUAUCGGCAAGUUCAUACCAAACCUGUCGUCAAAGACAGUGUACAUGAGAGAACUGUUACAUGACAAGUGUGAGUUCAAGUGGACAAACAACCAUGAACAAGAGUGGGGACGUCUGAAGACACUCUUGACAACAGAGCCUGUGCUGACUUUCUUUGAACCAUCUAGGAGGACAAAGAUAUCAACUGAUGCAUCUAAGGAUGGCCUGGGAGCUGUGCUGCUCCAGGAAGAAGGAAAACACUGGAGGCCAGUUGCGUAUGCAUCAAGAACAAUGACGCAAGCUGAGUGUCGUUAUGCCCAGAUCGAGAAGGAGUGCCUUGGACUGGUGUAUGGAGUGGAGAAGUUUCACAGUUAUGUGUAUGGACUUCCAAAGUUUGUGGCGGAGACAGAUCACAAGCCACUAAUAGCCAUCAUCAAGAAAAAUUUGAGUGAAAUGUCACCGAGAAUCCAACGGCUAAUGAUGAAGCUUCAGAGAUAUGACUUUGAACUGAUAUAUACACCUGGAAAGUACAUUGUGCUAGCAGACGCCCUGUCCAGAGCAACCUCAGACAGUGAGACACAUCACAAGAGCUCUACAGAAGCUGACGUGACUCUUCAUGUGAACAUGAUAGCUGGUGCUCUUCCAGUGACUGAUGCAAAGUCUAAACAGAUUGUAGCUGAAACCGCGAAAGACAGAGAGCUACAGAUUGUCAUCAAACUUCUGAAUGAAGGCUGGAAAAAGGAAGCAUGUUCACGGUACUACAAUAUAAGGACAGAGUUGAGUGUGGUAGAAGGACUUCUGCUGAGACAGAAUAGAAUAGUAAUACCACAAGCACUGAGAAAGGAAAUGCUGAGAAGAUUGCAUGAGGGACAUCUGGGAGCAGAAAAAUGCAAAAGGAGAGCCAGGACAGCCAUCUAUUGGCCAGGAAUUAAUGCUGACAUUGACAGAAUGGUGUCAACCUGUGAUACCUGCUUAAGUCAUCGAGCAAAGCAGCAAAAAGAGCCAAUGAUCAUCACUGACACGCCUAGUGAGCCUUGGCAGAAAAUUGGAACAGAUUUGUUUGUCUUAAAUGGGAAGAACUAUCUGCUUGUUGUGGACUACCUGUCUAACUAUCCAGAGAUGGCUCUGCUUCCAAAUACAUCUACUGCCAGUGUAAUCACACACAUGAAGUCAAUCUUUGCAAGGCAUGGUAUCCCUCAGGUUGUCUGUAGUGACAAUGGACCGUGUUAUAAUAGCAAAGAAUUCCAGGAAUUUGCAGUGGAGUAUGACUUCAAACAUGUGACAUCGAGCCCGCUAUAUCCACAAUCUAACGGGAAAGCGGAAAAGGGAGUACAUAUAGUUAAAAUGCUACUGAAGAAAGCAGUGAGCAGCAAGUCUGACCCGUAUCUAGCAUUGUUAAAUUACCGUGCUUCACCACUGGAACAUGGUUUAUCUCCAGCUGAGAUGCUAAUGGGAAGAAAAUUGCGUACUACCCUGCCUUACCUGAGUCAACCAAAGAAAAUCAAAGGGUUGCAAAAGAAACAAAUGCAACUAAAAAAGAGACAGAAAAUGAACUAUGAUAAGACCUCCAGGAGUCUUCGACCUCUUGCUAACAAUGACACAGUAAGACUUGAGGAUUGCAAUACCUGGCAUAGAAAAGCCACAGUCCUUGAGGAGGUUUAUCCAAGAUCUUACACUGUGAAAACAGAAGAUGGUCAGAUCCUGAGAAGAAAUAGGAGAAGUUUGCUGAAAACACAAGAAACAGUGCCACAGGAUACAUCACCUGUAGAAUCGGAAACAGAACCAGUUAUAGACAAUAAAGAGGAUGAAAAGGAGACACACUUAUCCUGA
Messenger RNA from Megalobrama amblycephala (Wuchang bream), 3935 nucleotides. RefSeq lists its product as uncharacterized. Gene Ontology annotation, molecular function: nucleic acid binding. The record is from RefSeq and is a predicted model, not a curated record. Bases 114 to 3935 code for a protein of 1273 amino acids. NCBI's taxonomy places the organism in Eukaryota, Metazoa, Chordata, Actinopteri, Cypriniformes, Xenocyprididae. Gene Ontology annotation, biological process: DNA integration. The transcript has a single exon.